Molecule: messenger RNA, 2548 nt
Organism: Sclerotinia trifoliorum
Lineage: Eukaryota; Fungi; Ascomycota; Leotiomycetes; Helotiales; Sclerotiniaceae
Source: the annotation of a GenBank genome assembly
CCUCUUCCAAAAACAUAUCUAUAAAUUGUGAGGCGACCCAACAACCUCUUCAACAUCCCCGAAGAAUUGAUUUGUCGUACGUAGCCAGCGCAAAACCUCCAACAACGAGCACAAGCAACAGCACUGCCCAUUCAUACAUCUGCCGUUCCAGUCGUCAUAUGAGAUACCGUACCACCACAUAUCGAACUAUCCUCACCAUCUUUACAGCUGUUCAUCUCCCACCCACCUGAGUUCCUCUGGCCUUGGUUAUCUCCAACAAAAUCACAUCUCUCGUUACUUACAAAUUAAGACGUCCUAAUCUCACUCAUAUCCACCCACCAUUUCGACUUCACCUUUACCUCAUUCAUGAUUGAUCACGGAUAUCGCACGUAGAAGAGCAGAAGCAGAAGCCAUAACAAAAAAUAAUAUCAGUAUGCAUCCAAGUCAUCUACCGCGAGAGAAUGAGCCCAGCCAGCAUUUAUUUCCCAUCAUGACAACCGCUUCAACCCCAGCUACCCCCGGUCCGUCCACACCAACAGUCACGCGAGCACUCGAAACAGAGCACACCAAAGUCGAUGAUAUUCUGAAUAUUGAAAGGCCAGCAUCGACACCAUUUCCGCGACAGAAGUCUUUAGGUGGAGAGAUUGUAGAGCGACAGAUCGAGCCGGAUAUUGUGGAACGAGUAGAGCCUUCGCCGAUUCAACAACAAGCCCCAGAUUCAGGCUCACCCUUGUGCGACCUUCCAGUAGAGAUACACGAAUGCAUUCUCGAUCACCUGUUCGGUUUCAGGACGGCGGCUUCCCUGCGAGUUAUACCGGGAAGGUCAAAGGUGCUUCGAGGUUGGGGUACCGCUCUAAGACAUUCGAGGCGGCGUGAAGUUUCCGAGUUAGCUCUUGUGUCUGCUUCAUGGAGAAAUCUUAUUCAAGAACGAUUAUACAGGCAUCUCAAAAUCAAGGGAACCACGGAUUCCAUUCAGCAGUCGCUGGAGUGGUUUUAUGCUCAUCCACAUUUGUGUGCGUAUGUGAAGCAUAUCGAAAUAUGGUUUCCGGUAUUUCAACAGAAGAAGUUGCCUUUCGAUCGAAUCAUGCGGAUACCCCCGACACAUCCAGAUCGAUCUACCCUAAUUCGCUCACUUGCACAUCUCGGCGCAGAACCUCCGAAUCCUGUCACAUACCAAACCCCCGACAACAACUGCACCCUAUCAGAAAUCUUCCAGUUUGUUCGAAAUAUCUUCCCAGAAGCCUGUAUCUUGACUUUGGAAGGCGGAGAAAGAAAGAAACCUCCCCAAGUUCGGCAAUUUCGCCCGGACGAAACAAAAUUACCUACGAUUGAUACCGUUCGGACUCUGGUCUGCAAAGGACAAUGGAAUCUUAUCCGUACGAAUGAAGAUUUCCAAAACAUUGCUGCAGCAUUACCAAACCUGAAUGAAUGGCAUGGAUCCUAUGCCAAACCAAAAUCGAAGUCAUAUCUUUGUAUUGCGCAGAUUGCCCCUCGGAUACCACAGAAUAUCACACAUAUCAACCUAUGUCUUGAGAACGACUAUCGCAGAGAAGCUGUAUCGCCUGGUUUCUUCAGGAAAGUGGCACUAAAGACACAUUUCUGCGAUGAAUUGGCCAAGUCAAUUCCGACUCUUGAGCACUUGGCAUACACCGGAAGAGUUUGUCGUGGAUUUUUCGACACGGCGGCUAAACUCUCUAAUCCCCGUACCUCGAGAUUAAAGUGCGUAGAACUUAUUGUUAAAAAUUGCUGUCGCCCUACUCAGCAAUGGAAUGAUGGAUCUGGUAUAAGUGAUAUGUCGUUCAUAUCCGCUUUCGAAGCAUUAGUAUUGGCGGGUGUACGAUCAUUAGACAGGCUGGCGGCCCUUGAGUACCUGAGGAUUAGAUUCAUAGAUCUUGGUGAGAUGGAGCAAAUUUCUUGUCGUCUUUGGGAAUACUAACGGUGUUGCAGAAUCUCAAGUCCCGCCACUCAACCCAUAUUUUGAACUCAAAGAUAACUUGUGCACAGGAAUUUGGAGUUCCAGCAUAGUUGAUGCAUUGGCAAGUAGUAGACCCACUGCAUCUUUUGUCGAAAACGCAGAAAUCUUGGGUGAAUUGGAAGUGAAUAAGGAUGGACAAUUCACCACGCCUGCUACAUUCUCAAAGUUUCGUCCACUCUCUAUAAAAGUUUCAAAUUAUCUUGCUCUUUCAGGUGGUAUCACAAUCACAUGAAAGAUAUCUCAUCAUGGCCUAAAGUCUUAUUGCACAUAUGGGGCAGGCUUUAGCUGAAAGAGAAUAUUUCGUCUCGUUGUUAGCAUGGGUUUCCUUGGGAGUAUAAGGCAGGGCUAUUGUAAAGUAGUGAUUGAACAGAACACUUGAUUGGAGGAUAUGGCUUUGGCAUGGGCUGGGAACGGAACGGAAGCUGGGCAAUAUUUAUCUGGCAUUAGCAGGGCGUUCUCUAAUCUAGUUUGCGGAAUCAAAGGAGGGGUACUUUUUCUUUCGCAAUAAAUGCUUUUGUUUUGAGGUUUGCAAAUUACAGAGAACAAGACAAGAUUUUUGUAUGUAAAUUCGUCGAGAGUUUUAUGCGAAGCGUA